UGCUGUUGCUGCCCGGUGAUAUCCGUGCAUAGUGUAGUGAGGCCUGCUGUACAGCUCCACUCUCCGGUAACCUGCGUCGCUUCUCCCUGUGUUCGGUACCUCAGAGCCUGGGCCAUGGAGAUCGGGACCGAGAUCAGCCGGAAGAUCCGGAUGGCCAUUAAGGGGAAGCUGCAGGAGCUCGGCGCUUAUGUCGAUGAGGAGCUCCCCGAUUACAUCAUGGUGAUGGUGGCCAACAAGAAGAGUCAGGAGCAGAUGACGGACGACCUGUCGCUCUUCCUGGGGAACAACACGGCCCGAUUCACCACCUGGUUGCAAGGCGUGCUGGAUAAGCUGCGCUCUGUCACUCCAGAAACCAAUAACCUGAAAGCCUCAGAAGCCAUCAUCUUCAAUAGCAGCAUGCCUCCCCUGAAAAGCCUGCCUCAAAGCAGAGAGGAUCCUGGGAGAGGAGCUCCACCGUCGCGCCUGGAGAGCCUGCACAGCGCGACCUCUAGUGACUCGCGAGCACAGCGUCCUGCGGAUAUCAGGGUCUCCUGUGAUGUUGUCACCGCCGCCCGUCUUACCUCUGCAGUAAAGCCCAUGUACGAGUUCUCCCCCUCCGAAGCAGUUAUUGACAUCAAACUGGACUCCGACGACCAAUUCAAUGAUGACUUCGGCUAUGGACCUGAAAAUUCGCAGCUCUCUAGAAAGAGGUCUGUUGCAGCCCCCAGUAACAGAGUCCAGCGGCCCACAGCCCCACUGUACAGACCCCCUGGAAGCAGCCAGAGUGUCUACCAGGUGACAGAGGGCAGCAGUGCACAUAGACUCUUGCAGAGCAGCAGGCAGCCCGCAAGACCAAAGGCUUCCCAGGUCAACCGGGCGCUCGGUGCCGCAAAGCUGUACGAGCCGCAGGAUGUCAGCCCCACUGAGGAGACCUACAUAUCUGCCAUGGCCGCAGAGAGAGCAGCACGAGAGGGCGACAGUUCCCGCAAGAGGAAGACCCCAGUGGCCAGCUCUGUGGUGAAAGUGAGGAGGUUGGCUGACGAUGAAGAGGAAGAAGAAGAAGAGGAGGAGGAGGAGGAGGACCACAUGGCCCCAGCAGCAGGCCUUUCCAGUAGCGUCUCUGUGCCCUCCCGACCAGAGAGGAGACCUACCCUGCCCCCUUCUAAACAAGCCAACAAGAACCUCAUUUUGAAAGCCAUAUCCGAAGCCCAAGAAUCCAUCACAAAGACUACAAAUUACUCCACAGCUCCCCCAAAGCAGACGGUGCCAGUAGCACCACGAACCCGUCUCGUCCCUGAGGAGGAGCUGAUCCUCCAGAAGAGCCGAGCUUCCAUACUGCACUACCAGGAGGAGCCUGAGGGCCCAGCUGCGAUGGACACCAUGCCAGCAGAGCAACGCAGAAUGGACAUCCUGUCAAGACUUCAACCUGAUCCCUCCAGUGAAGUGCAGCUCUGGAGACAAGAGGAGGAGAUGGGGAACCUCAGACCCACCGACAGUCGCUCCUUCAUCCUCAAGAGACCAAAAGUCACUAAAGAUUCUGCUGUCCAGGGAGCUCCCCCAGCACCAGAGGGUCAGCCGCAGCCCGGACGACUAAUCCAGCCCCGGGAAAGUGUGGUGCCUGAAAAGCCUCCAAGUCCAAAAUUUAUAGUCACCUUAGAAGGGGUUCCCAGCCCCCCGGGAUACAUCUCUGACCACGAACAGGAGGAAGACCAAAUGUGUUACACAGAACAGGGAGAGUCUUAUCCAGAGCCAUAUAAUGCCCUGAGCAGGACGGAGCCGAGCUUCCCCGUGCUACAGGACCCGCCCAGCAUGAACGGUACAGCGUACAUUGCAGAGUCCAUUGACGUUCCAACCAAAGCAAAGAUCCCAGAGCGCUGCAAGUACUGGCCGGCGUGUAAGAAUGCAGAGCGCUGUACCUAUCACCACCCCACUACUUCCUGCAAAGCUUUUCCUAAGUGCCGUUUUGCAGAGAAAUGCUUUUUCAUACAUCCAAACUGUAAAUUUGAUGCAAAGUGCGCCAAGGCCGACUGCCCAUAUACCCAUGCCAGCAGACGGAUGCCAGCCCCUCUGGUAAAGCCAGUAGCACAUAUUCCGCCUGUGGUGCAGCAGUGCCGCUACUUCCCGGCCUGUAAGAAGACAGAGUGUCCGUUCUAUCACCCCAAGCACUGCAGGUUCAGCAGUAACUGCACUCGGCAGGACUGUGAGUUUUAUCACCCCACCACCUCUGUUCCUCCCCGACACGCUCUAACAUGGACGCGGACCCAAGCCAGUGACUGAUGCAGCAGCUUGGACUCCGCAACCUCAGCCUUAAUUUUACGAGCCUAGAAGCCGCAAGAUCAUCUCGGGCAUCGCACCAGCAAAUGCCACUUUGGGUUUUAUGGAUUUUAGACUUUAUUUCACGUUAAAUGUUUUAUAUUCUUGCGGUUUUCAGUACUUCUAAUUUUCCAGACUUUAUUAUCUAUAAACUUUUUGUGCCGAUUUCAGACCUCAAACUUUAUUAUAAAAAGUGAAAACCGUUCUAAAUACACCUAAAGAUUAUCACACGUCCACUGAA
Molecule: messenger RNA, 2533 nt
Organism: Bufo gargarizans (Asiatic toad)
Lineage: Eukaryota; Metazoa; Chordata; Amphibia; Anura; Bufonidae
Gene: ZC3H14
Product: zinc finger CCCH-type containing 14
Exons: 17
Coding region: 115-2256 (713 amino acids)
Biological process (GO): regulation of mRNA stability
Cellular component (GO): nucleus; cytoplasm
Molecular function (GO): metal ion binding; poly(A) binding
Source: RefSeq, a predicted model, not a curated record